Salvia hispanica is the source of this 3040-nucleotide messenger RNA. Its product is annotated as DENN (AEX-3) domain-containing protein. The record is from RefSeq and is a predicted model, not a curated record. Lineage: Eukaryota; Viridiplantae; Streptophyta; Magnoliopsida; Lamiales; Lamiaceae.
AUUCUUCCAUUUCUCAAAAACCAACAAGAAAAAAAUAGCUCUCUCUCUCUCCAUCUUUGCUAUGGCCGCCUGAACUCUCCCUCUCUGUCUUCCCCAACCCCUAAAGCCCCCAAAUCACACACACCACGAGAUUUGAUGAUUCCCCUUCUGUCCUCUUUUAUGAUUCCGGCAUCAUAAAUUAGACGUUAAUGAUUUCAAUUUCUUCAAUUUUUGUUCAGUUUAAAAGGGAGGCAUAAGCUCAAAUCUCGUGGAAUCCGGCUUUGUUGGUGCGCUCGAGGGGAAAAAGUUGUGAUCUUGCUCGUGAAUAUCGGGGAUCACUUGGAAGGGUGUAGUAAUUUCUGGAGCUCGAGAGGUGUUUUGUAUCGAUAUUUCAGGUAAACGGUUUUGAUAGAGAUAUGGAGAGAGCUGAAGAAUCAGGUAGUCCUAGUUGGAGCUCGUCGUUCUAUAUGCCUACGAGCGAGGAUGUUGCUAGAGCUGUUGCAGCAGCAGCUGCAGCUGUUCGUUCUCCUCGACCUUCUGUGGUGUAUUCGUCGAAAGAGGAGAGUGGUGGCCAGCUUAAGAAGCUUCAGCAUCAGGUCUCGAGAAUGUUGAAAGGUCUAUCCACUCCCCCUGAAGUUAAAAGCAGUUUGUACAACCCGGAAGUACUAACAAGUCAGAAGCGUCAGUGGGCUAACUUUCAAUUACAAAUGCUGGAUCACAAAGUGUGGAAGGAGCCUUCGAAGCUUUUUGAGAGCAUGGUGGUUGUUGGACUUCCUCCUAGUUCUGACGUUCAAGCACUCCAAAAUCUGUACUUGUCUAGAAAAUUUGAAGGUCCAGGGAAAUUGCGAAGUGCACUUGGUAGUCAGAAUCAGUGCCGUAUAGAACCUAACCUUGAGCCGCAGGUCUUGUUUGUUUAUCCUCCAGAAAAGCAACUACCGUUAAAGUACAAGGAUCUCCUUUCUUUCUGCUUUCCAAACGGGGUAGAGGUGAAUGCUGUUGAGAGAACGCCAUCAAUGAGUGAAUUGAAUGAGAUACUUCUGGGACAGGAGCAUCUCAAGCAGAGUGAUUUGUCAUUUGUCUUCCGGCUGCAGGUUGCUGAUUCUUCAACUCUUUAUGGUUGCUGUGUUUUGGUUGAAGAAAUGAUACAAAAGCCGUCCGGGUUGAUCUCUACUGUUUCUGAUGGGCAACCUGCCUGUUCAAGUCGGAGCCGCUAUAUUUUGAUGACACGUCGUUGUUACUGCAUUCUUUCCAGGCUUCCAUUUUUCGAGCUGCAUUUUGGCGUGCUGAAUAGCAUCUUCACGGAAGAGAGGUUGGAGCGGUUGACUAAGCAGAUAAAUGGUUUGGAUUUAGACUCACCUGUGGGCUGCGAUAUGGUUGAAACAUUAGAAGAGAAAGCUGAAAGUUUACUGCUGACUGAUGAAGCACCCAACACACAUGAUGGGGCAGUUGAUGCUUCGGAGUCGAGUACAAACGACUCUAUCUCAGAGAGCCCAAUUAACAAUAUAUCUCAGUUUGAACUUGACCAAGACAAGAGAGAAUCUAAUGGCAGUGAUGCCCCUCUUGAUCCUGAAAUAGAAAAACUAGCUUCUUGGGAAGAACCGACAGCUGAAGUUGAUUCACCCCCAAAUUCAGACAAUGACAAUCUCAGUGCCAAGCAGUCAUUUGAAAGGCGUUUACCAAAUUCUGUGUUGCCAUUCCUGCGGUACCAACAAUGUGAAAGUUCUGAUUCAUCCCCCAGUUUUCGAGCAUCACCAUGUGAAGAUAGGGAUUUUAGAUGUGAUUAUGACGAGGCAGAUGCAGAAGACGCAUGUUCAUCUGGUCGGGAUAUCUUCAGUGAACAAAGUGAUAUCCUUGAGUGGGCAAAGGCAAACGACCACGGAUCCUUGCAAAUAAUUUGUGAAUAUUACCAAUUAUCUUGCCCCGCACGUGGUUCAACAAUCAUGUUCCACCCUCUGGAUCACCUUCAUCCUCUAGAAUAUCAUAGACCCGACGAAUCAGUUCUACCCAUUGCAGGUUCAAAAAUCGAUUUGAGAUCUUGCAAUACAAGUUUGGAGUUUUCUGAGGCCCACAGCGCGCUCGUUGUGGAAGAGGAGGCAGCUGCUUUAUCAGUGUGGGCUAUCGCUUGCUUAUGUGGUACCCUAAGACUGGAGCAUGUGUUGACAUUAUUUGCAGGAGCCCUACUGGAGAAGCAGAUUGUCAUUGUCUGUUCGAAUUUGGGUAUUUUAUCUGCUUUAGUUCUAUCAAUUAUCCCCCUGAUUCGGCCUUAUCAGUGGCAGAGCUUGUUAAUGCCGGUACUUCCAAAUGACAUGCUGGACUUUCUGGAUGCACCUGUCCCAUACAUAGUAGGUGUAAAGAAUAAAACAGAGCUGCAGGCGAAGUUAACUAAUGUUAUUCUGGUUGAUGCAAAUAGAAAUCAGGUGAAAUCACCGUCACUACCACAGCUACCUCAGCAGAGAGAACUUUACUCAAAACUCAGUCCUUUCCAUGAGAAACUGGUCGGAGAAAGUUACUUGGGGAAGAAAAGGCCAAUCUACGAAUGCACUGAUGUGCAGAAAGAAGCUGCCAAAGGCUUUCUGGAUGUGCUGCGUACUUACUUGGACUCUCUCUGUUCUAACCUUCGCUCUCACACAAUCACUAACGUCCAAUCAAACGACGAUAAGGUAUCGCUGCUGUUAAAAGAGAGUUUCAUCGAGUCAUUCCCCAGUCGGAAUCGCCCUUUCAUGAAGCUCUUCUUGGAUACGCAGCUCUUCUCUGUACAUACGGAUUUUAUACUCUCUUUCUUCCAGAAGGAAUAGUGUAAAGGUAAGCCGCCCUCGGCGCUGGCUGGCAACCCGGUGGAUGGAUCGGGACACAAUUAUCGCAACGCAUACUAAAAAUCUACACAGUUUCCUCCAAUUUAUCUCAUAAAUUUUGUCUCUCAUAUAGAAGAAGAUGAUGACUUAUUUAACUGAUACUACUAAAAUUUAGGUUAGAGAGAACUGUUAUGUAUGUGCCUUAAGAUAUGCAAAUAGAUGUUAAGACAUCAUGUAUUUUAUUAGUGAAGUUUUGAGCCGUUUCUCGA